Auxenochlorella protothecoides is the source of this 1881-nucleotide messenger RNA. RefSeq names its product putative serine/threonine-protein kinase drkA. Lineage: Eukaryota; Viridiplantae; Chlorophyta; Trebouxiophyceae; Chlorellales; Chlorellaceae. The transcript has 6 exons. Gene Ontology annotation, biological process: protein phosphorylation. The coding region runs from base 1 to 1881 and encodes 626 amino acids. Gene Ontology annotation, molecular function: protein kinase activity; ATP binding. The record is from RefSeq and is a predicted model, not a curated record.
AUGGAGCGCUUCCUCACGCAGGCCAUGAUAGUGUGCUUCAUCCUGGGCUCGUCGAGGGUCGCGGCUCAGGGCUGCAAUGAGCUGCACCCCGUGACCAGCCCCUUCAACGAGAGCGCCUGGCUGUCAUGCAUCGAUGGCGUGGAGCCCGUGGUCUCGGCCUCCACCCCUGAUGCCUUGUAUGACCUCCUCUCCAACCUGGGCGCUGCGGAUGUGACCGUCGUCAUCACGGCUGACAUGAGCCUCUCGGACUGGGCCAUCAAGGCCACCCCCGUUGUCGUGUCCCAGAACCAGAUCGUGGUCCUGCGUGCCGAGCUGACCUCGCUGCCCGACGUCACGCAUGGCCUCCCCGCCCUCCUGGCGGCGGGUGCCCACAAUCUCAGCCUGGCCCGGCUCCCCGGCUUGUUCGAGGUGCAGACCGGCGGCACCCUGGCCUUGGUCGGCCUGGUGCUCACCCACCCGCCCAGCGCCGCGGCCUACACCGCCGCCUUCCCGGCAGGCACCAUCCGUCCCGCCGGCCUCGACCUCUACCCAGCAGUCCUGGCCGACGACCGCGCCGUGGUGGCCACCUCCUACACCAGCGUGGACUUUGAGGACGCCGACUGCUCCCAGGCUCUGAUCAACAGCCUGACCUUCCUGCGCGGCUCCGCGCUGGCCUCCGCAGACGCGGUGGGCGAGGUGCCGGGCGCGCCCACGCCGGCGUACUACACCGACGAGGUGGGCGCGCUUACCCUGGCCAUGGUCAACUCAAGCAGCCUCCUGCGACUGCCCGGGCAAUUCAUGGUGCAGCCCUGGCCGGGCCUGGGGUUCCGAGACGGCGUCGAAGAGCCGGGCCUGGGGUUCCGAGACGGCGUCGAAGAGCCGGCCCCGGUCCCCGGCCUGGCCUCCCUCGACGCCCAGACCUGUGACGUAGGCCUGGACGCAGACCUGACACGCCUGGCGGCCCUGCAGUCCACGUGGCGCGGGGCGGUGGCCUCCUCCCUGGACCUGGAGUUCCUGGAGACGCUGGCGCACAGCCGUGGCGCCACGGUGUGGCGCGGGCGCUGGCGCGGCUCCCCUGUCGCCAUCAAGGUGGUGGAGGACCCGGCACGCGCCGCGGCGCUGGCGGCCGAGGGCGACCUCAUCCAGUCGCUGAGCCACCCCAACGUCGUCAGCGUUUACAUGGUCUGCGCCGCGCGGGGUUUCGACCUGGGGGCCGGGGCGGAGGAGGGAGGCCGCCCCGAGGCCCGCGCAGCAGCAAGGGUCAUCGUCAUGGAGCUCUGCGACCGAGGUUCCCUCCAGGACUGCGUGCGGGUGGGGGGCUGCGGACUCUGGGGCGCCGACGCCGCACAGCCGAACGAGGAGGCGCUGCUGCGACUCUUCAUCGAUGUGGCGACGGCCCUCGACUACCUGCACUCCAGCGGGGUUGUUCACGGCGACCUCAAAACAGGCAACGUGCUGCUCACCUCGGCAGCCAACAGCAAGCGGGGCUACCGCGCCAAGGUGGGGGACUUUGGGUGCAGCAGCAAGCUGUGCCAGCCGACUGGCAGUGUGGAAUGCGGGACCCUGUCCUGCCUGGCGCCGGAGAUUUUCGCAGGCGCCGCUCCCUCCCCUGCCGCAGACUGCUACGCCUUUGGCAUCCUGGUGUGGGAGGCUUGGACGCGGCGCCGGGCCUACGAGGGCAUGCCCGCCCUGCAGAUCAUGGCCGGCGUGGCACAUGAAGGCACGCGCCCGCCGCUCCCCGCCGACAUGCCCCCGGCCCUCUCGUCCCUGGUCUGGGACUGCUGGGUCGCGGACCCUGCCGCCCGCCCCGACUCCCUCCAAAUCCUGCGACGGCUCAGGGCCCGGCUGGCCUCGCUCGGCGCGGACCUGGGCCGCCCCCGACACUCCCUGCCCCACGUGUGA